Rosa chinensis is the source of this 926-nucleotide messenger RNA. RefSeq names its product BON1-associated protein 1. NCBI's taxonomy places the organism in Eukaryota, Viridiplantae, Streptophyta, Magnoliopsida, Rosales, Rosaceae. The transcript has 2 exons. The coding region runs from base 1 to 672 and encodes 223 amino acids. The record is from RefSeq and is a predicted model, not a curated record.
AUGAAAUACGUUGCAAAAGAGAAGGGUUCCUACCCUAUAUAUAACAAUCCACACGAGUCGUUAGUCUCACUAGUUCAAUAUUUCCCUAGCAGAAGUGAUUCAUCAAAACUUCAUUUCAACACCAUGACGUCUCGACAUGUAGAAAUCACUGUUAUCUCAGCAGAAAAUCUGCAAUCAAACCGAAAACCCUUUAAGAAAAACUCCUUCGUUACUGUGCGGACUGACGCUGCCGUAUCCACCUCCAAGUUGUACCGGACGGCGGAGACUGACUGCGAAGGCAGCGGUCCAAGGUGGAACGAGAAGAUUGAGGUCGAACUUCCGGCGCAGGCUAGGAAUCUGAUAUUGGAAGUACAAUGCAAGAACGGUGCAAGGACGAUCGGAGCGGCUAGCAUUCCGGUGUCGGACUUCAUCGGCGGGUGGGUGCCUGAGAACUACUUGCAUUUUCUGAGUUAUAGGUUGAGGGAUGAGAGAGGUGUGAGGAAUGGGAUUAUUAAUAUCUCGGUGAGGAUGAAGGUUCCGGAAGGUUUGAUGUCGACGUACGCGAGGAAGGUGACGAGUGGGUUUGCUACGACGUCGUCGCAGACCAAGGUGGGGUAUCCGGCGGUGGAGAACAGUGGUGUUGCAACUGGGGUUCCGCUGAAUUGGAAUAGCUAUCCUCGAGUUCAAUAUUAGCAUUUAGUUGUUCUUAUUGCAUCACAAUAUGACAAAACUGGUCAUAAUAUAUAUAUAUAUGUUCCAAAUUUGUCUCUCUGUUUUUUUUUUUCGGUUACAUCCAAAUUUGUCUCGUUAAUGCAACGGUAGGCAACACCCUCAUGCUAAUUUGGAAAUCAAAGAAGGAUUCUCAAUCAAAGUAUGGUCGAGAGGAAAAGAUUCGGAAAAGUACUAUUAAUAUUUCAAUAAAUGUGACAAUAAUACACAUUUUGAUA